AUGGGUAAUAGAACAGCUAAAUCAUCUCUUGAUCCAAAUCUUUUGGAUAAAUUAGUGGAAGAAACAGGCUUAGAACGUGAAGUUAUUAUUGCUUGGAGAAAACAAUUUUUAUCGGCAUGUCCAUCGAAUAAAAUGAAUCGAAAAGAUUUUUAUAAAUUUUAUCGUUCAUUACGAGUUGAAUCUGAUGAUAAAGUUAAAGAAAUUGUUAAUUUUAUAUUUACAGCAUUUGAUCGUGAUUCAAAUGGGAAAAUUGAUUUUACGGAAUUUCUUUGUGGUUAUGCAAUAACAUCAUUGGGGACAAUGCGACAAAAACUUGAUUAUGUAUUUGCAGUUUAUGAUAAAGAUAAAAAUAAUUCAAUUGAUAGAAAAGAAAUGGUGAGAGUUAUAUCGGCUAUGUAUGAUUUAUUAGGAAAGUCCAGAGAAGAUUAUCCACCAGAACGUUGUGUCAAUGAUGUUUUCUCAUUAAUUGAUGUUAAUAAUGAUCAUUCAUUAACUAAAGAUGAAUUUAUUGAUGGUGUUCUAAAAAAUCCCUAUCUUUCUGAUCUUAUUUCACCAUUUAACGAAUAA
This is a messenger RNA of Adineta steineri, 567 nucleotides long. The record is from the annotation of a GenBank genome assembly. Lineage: Eukaryota; Metazoa; Rotifera; Eurotatoria; Adinetida; Adinetidae.